Molecule: messenger RNA, 3400 nt
Organism: Amaranthus tricolor (Joseph's coat)
Lineage: Eukaryota; Viridiplantae; Streptophyta; Magnoliopsida; Caryophyllales; Amaranthaceae
Exons: 12
Coding region: 203-2293 (696 amino acids)
Biological process (GO): activation of GTPase activity
Molecular function (GO): GTPase activator activity
Source: RefSeq, a predicted model, not a curated record
AUAUAAUAAUGAGUUAAUAAAACAAAAAUUAACUUAAAAAAUUCAGGUGUUAAAGAGAGAGAAACAAAGAAAGAGAAAGGUCUGUGUAGAUGGCGGAGCUCGUCAACCGAUCUCUGAUUUUCAUCGCAACUGUUCUUCCAUUAUACGCCAUCAUUUUUCAGUUGGUGAGAAGGUGAGAAGUGUUAUCUUUGGUGUCUUGGUGAUGUCUGUUGAUUACGUUGAUAAACAAUGGGGUUGUGGAAAGCCAGGUGCAAAUCUUCAUCGAAUGGGUUCAAUUGUUUGCGAAAUGGGGGACCCUUGCCUUCAUCAAUCACCUAUCAAGGUAAAUAAAAUGCUUAAGCCUGAAAAGUGGCAGACAGUAUUUGAUAAUGACGGUAAAGUGUUAGGUUUUCAGAAAGCAUUGAAGUCGAUUAUCUUAGGGGGUGUGGAUCCGUCAAUAAGGCCAGAAGUAUGGGAAUUUCUUCUUGGCUGUUAUGCAUUGAGCAGUACCAGAGAGUACCGGGAAGUGCUGAGAGCAGCCAGAAGGGAGCGAUACGAGGAACUUGUGAGACAAUGUCAAAAGAUGCAUUCAAGCAUUGGAACGGGUUCACUUGCUUAUGUUGUUGGUUCAAAAAUUAUGGAUGUGAGAGCAUAUACUAAAGAUGAAGUGAAAAGAGAAACUGAAUCUGAAGAAAGACAAGCUUCUGGUGAUAAUGCUAACAAACUUGACAAUUAUUGUGAUAGGAAUGAUAACUGUACAGAUACAAAAUAUACAUGCCAAAGGGAAAGCUCUAGUGAUUCUUCUGACAUUGCUAGUGUGAGAGAAAGCAUUGAUAGUUCCGCUUAUGACUCAUCUUGCCUUAUGCCUAGCCCAGCAACCCUCAACACGGGUCCCUUGAGACCUAAAAGGCAAGGACAAGCAUCUCAAUUUCCAGUUGAAGACUUUUUUGAGUUUCCUGCCUUACCAGUCACCGAUUUGUUUGAGAAGAGUGAUGAAAGUGACCAAGCAAAUGAAUCUCAAGAUGCUGGACAUUCUACUCAAUGGAAAUUCCGAGUUGGCAAUGAGAGAAUGCAUAGUUUUCAGAUUGAUAAUAAUGAUGAAUUGAUUAUUGAAUCUAAUGGUUCACGAUCAGAGAGUGUUAGACAUUCUAUAUGUUCAGAAAGUGAAGUAGCCGAUGGCAACUGUGACAGACCACAUGAACAAGUGUUGCGACAUGAUAUUCAGAAGUACAAAAGUAAAGUACUGAACAAAUUGAGAAUAUCUGAUGUUCCAGAAACAUCAGAAUUGUAUUCGAAUAAUCUCCAACUAGGCGAACCCAGUGAAGAUAAAGUAUCUGAAUGGCUUUGGACUCUACAUCGAAUAGUGGUCGAUGUGGUUAGAACUGAUAGUCAUCUUGAGUUCUAUGAGGAUCCAAAAAAUUUGGCAAGGAUGUCGGAUAUUCUUGCUGUUUACGCAUGGGUUGAUCCUGAAACGGGAUAUUGCCAAGGAAUGAGUGACCUACUGUCUCCAUUUGUUGUACUUUUCGAGAAUGACGCAGAUGCAUUUUGGUGCUUUGAGAUGCUUCUUCGACGAACGCGGGAAAACUUUCGAAUGGAAGGAGAAACUGGAGUAAUGAAGCAGUUGCAAACAUUGUGGCAUAUAUUAAAAUUGACCGACAGAGAAAUGUUUUCACACUUAUCUCACAUAGGUGCUGAAAGCCUUCACUUUGCUUUCCGGAUGCUGCUGGUGCUUUUUCGCAGAGAAUUAUCGUUUACUGAAGCCCUUUGUAUGUGGGAGAUGAUGUGGGCUGCUGACUAUGAUGAAUCCCUGGCUUGGAAUCUGGUGCAAAGCUGUCUUGAACCAUUGGUAUUGCAGCUACCAGAUGAUUUGAGUAUUGAAACCGCAGAGGAAAGGGAGAUGGAUCAGAGCACUUCAAAGAGUGGCUCACAAGCAAAAAAUGCAAAUAUUGAACAUGUCAGCUCUGAAGAGGCUGUGAUGAAGUCAUUAACGUCCAAUCAUUCAUUCUGUGGUUUAACAAGGACGUUUUGGUCUCGGAAUGAUCGCUCACAUGCACGCGCUGGGUUGUCAGCAACAAGAAACAGGGAAGAUGAUCUACCUGUGUUUUGUGUGGCAGCAAUUUUAAUCUUAAACCGUUAUAAAAUCAUCAAAGAAACCCAUUCAAUCGAUGAUCUGAUCAAGAUAUUUAACGAUAAUGAGCUGAAGAUAAGAGUCAAAAGAUGCAUAAGAACAGCCAUCAAGCUUCGGAAAAAAUAUUUCUACAAGAUGAUAAAGUACAAUGAUCAUCCAUCACCUCUGAAUGAUCCUCUUAACUAACUUGGCAAUCGGACAUCAUCUAGGAAGGCCGAGGCAUCACACACUUGAAUCCUUGCUGCAUUUGACCAAGCAAAGCUGCUUUAUUGAUUUUCAUGUGAUUCUUCGUGCUAUCUUGAGUGGUAUGAUCUAAUGGCUCAUUCUUUGAUGCCUUGUGCAACAUGUACCUUGUUUCUAUGAGCUUAAUGAAGAGUGGUAGUGUUCAGAGAUGGGAUCACAGAAGAUUUGGCCAAGUGUUAUGUGAACAUGUCAAUUUGUGAGGAGGAACAAUAAAUUAGUAGCAUAGUUUUGGGAUAUCGCUGCGUAUCACAAUUCUUUUACACAAAUAUAUAUACAAAUACAUACAAAGAGUAUAAAAGAAUCGAAUCAUUUUCAUGCUACUUCGUUCAACGUUUGUUCCUUCACUCUUAUCUUCUACCCAAAUACAAGUCACUGAUCUACCGUUUUGGAGUUGAAACCAGUGUGGUAGGUUAGAAAUCCUCAUUAUAUGUUGGAGACAUAACGGAGUAUCGGUAGUCUUUGUGUAUACGCUCCGGUUUGGUCUAACACUAAAAUUGAAUUAGAUUAGAAAUUCUGGUUAUGAAAAUUUUUAGACUAGACUAGACCCUUUAAAACAAAUCAGACCAUUCAACAAAGAUUUGGUUUGGUUUAUGAUUAUUUACUUCAAAAUAUGUAAAAUUGAAAAAUUUAAAAAUUUAAAAAUAUGCUUUUAAUGGGCAAAAAUCUAUAAACAGUAGAAACAAAAGCAUUUGCUUUUGAUGAAUUACUAGAACAAGAUGGAGAGGAACCUUAGAAUUAUUAAGUUUAAUUUAAUAAAUAAUUAAAAAAGGAUUCUUACAAACUAUUUUCAUUUAGCUGUUCGAGUUUGUGGUUAGGCUAAUCGCAACAUCCGUUUUUUAAAAUAUCGUUAUCAUUGGUAAAAACGACGUUAAAUAUCUUUUUCUAUCUACGUGCCGGGAAAUAGGCAAAUAAGUAGUUGUUUCGACCUGAUUUCCGAUAGAGUUACCCAAUAAGGGCAAUCACGACGUCCGUUCUUGAAAAAUAUCAUUAUGAUGGGUUAAAACUGAGUUACAGUGUUAAAACACAAGGGCAUUAUCGGUAAUUAGAAAA